AUAACAGAGAGCAUCAUUCCCGAAACAACGCACCCUGACUUCCGUCUGUGGCUCACUUCAUACCCAGCCACACACUUCCCUGUUCAGAUAUUGCAGAAUGGGAUCAAGAUGACUAAUGAGACCCCAAAGGGCCUGAGGGCCAACAUCAUCAGGUCAUAUCUGUCUGACCCAAUUAAUGAUUCUGAGUUCUUUGAGAGCUGCAAGCAGUCAGAUAGCUUCAAGAGACUUCUGUAUGGACUAUGCUUUUUCCAUGCAUUGGUCCAGGAGCGACGCACAUUUGGACCCUUGGGGUGGAACAUUCCAUAUGAGUUCAAUGAGACAGACCUACGCAUCAGCAUUUUGCAGUUACAUAUGUUCCUUGAUGAGUAUGAGGUAUGUAUCAGGUGACAGAGCU
Messenger RNA from Cryptotermes secundus, 394 nucleotides. RefSeq names its product dynein heavy chain 7, axonemal-like. Lineage: Eukaryota; Metazoa; Arthropoda; Insecta; Blattodea; Kalotermitidae. Gene Ontology annotation, biological process: microtubule-based movement. Gene Ontology annotation, cellular component: dynein complex. Gene Ontology annotation, molecular function: dynein light intermediate chain binding; dynein intermediate chain binding; minus-end-directed microtubule motor activity. The record is from RefSeq and is a predicted model, not a curated record.